Molecule: messenger RNA, 231 nt
Organism: Lampris incognitus (smalleye Pacific opah)
Lineage: Eukaryota; Metazoa; Chordata; Actinopteri; Lampriformes; Lampridae
Product: protein FAM240C
Exons: 2
Coding region: 4-231 (75 amino acids)
Source: RefSeq, a predicted model, not a curated record
CAGAUGAACGUUGCUCUGAUCCAUGAUAAGUUGUUCAUAAAGACCUUCUGGGAGAAGAAGAUUGAGGGUCAUGCUCAUCAGACUGAGAAUGAAGAACAGAGGAUGGAGAAGAGCUCCCUCGGAAAGCUGAGAGAGGAGUGGCAGGUGCGUCUGGACAACAGAACCAAACACCUGAAGAACAUCAACGAUGACUUCAUCAGGAAGGUCAAGGCACCCAUAUCAGAUGACUAG